UACCAACCUACAUUUUUUUCUGUCGUAUUUCAGUCUGAUGCUCUCGCAGUCAGCAGCAAGACAUCAUGGAGAUUACAACUCUCAGCAUUCAACUUUUUUUGGUCUUUGUGUUCAUACAAGCUGGCUGCACCUUUGCUGGUGCAGUUUUUCCUCGCAUUGUUCCAAACAGACUUCAGUUCUUUGAAUAUGAGUCUGUCUCUGUACAUUGCAAGGUAGAUAACAACAUCACUGAAUGGAGCGUGAAGUGGAAAUCCCAUAAAAUAGCGAAUGCUUCCCACACAUCAACAUCACCCUGCACAAUUUAUCCCAGUUUUGAAAGUCACAGUGGAGAAUACUGGUGUGAAACUGAAGAUGGAAUAAAAAGUGAGGCCCUGAACAUCACUAUUACUGCUGGUUCUGUAAUCUUGGAAACCCCGACCCACCCUGUGAAGGAGGGAAAUGAGGUGAACCUUAACUGUAAAAACAAGGAAACUCAGUCAGAACACAUAACUGACUUCUACAAAGAUGGCGUCUCUCUCGGGACCUGGAAUCAAAGCAGCAUGAACAUCAAAAAUGUCUCCAAGUCUGAUGAAGGACUCUACAAGUGCAGCAUAUCUGGAGCAGGAGAAUCACCAGAGAGCUGGUUAACUGUUAUAAAACAACAUCAUCCAGCACCUUACAAUGAGACUGAUCUUUCACAAGAAGUCCCUAAAAUUUCACAUGAUGAAUUCCCUAAAAACCACAUUCUGCUUUGGAUUGUCAUCUGUGCUUUAUUGGUGGCUCUGUUGUUGGUGGUAAUAGUCCUGGUUCUACAUAGGAAGCACAAAGUGCGACAAGACACCACUGACCUACAUCAAGCGAAAUAUGCUGUGGGCAGAAAAGAAAGGAAGCAGAAAAAUGGAGACAAUUCAGAUCAUCCAGAUGAUGUCCUGUAUGUCACUAUUAAAAAUCACUGGAAGAAAAAAGAAACAAAACUGUCCAGAGCAGACAUGAAUCCAUGCUGUCAAGAGGGAACUGUCAUCUAUUCUUCAGUCAAGUGAGCCUCAUACAUAGUGUAGUUG
Oreochromis niloticus (Nile tilapia) is the source of this 1040-nucleotide messenger RNA. RefSeq names its product low affinity immunoglobulin gamma Fc region receptor II-a-like. NCBI's taxonomy places the organism in Eukaryota, Metazoa, Chordata, Actinopteri, Cichliformes, Cichlidae. The transcript has 8 exons. Gene Ontology annotation, molecular function: transmembrane signaling receptor activity. Gene Ontology annotation, biological process: cell surface receptor signaling pathway; immune response. The record is from RefSeq and is a predicted model, not a curated record. Gene Ontology annotation, cellular component: external side of plasma membrane. The coding region runs from base 66 to 1019 and encodes 317 amino acids.